Molecule: messenger RNA, 615 nt
Organism: Lathyrus oleraceus (garden pea)
Lineage: Eukaryota; Viridiplantae; Streptophyta; Magnoliopsida; Fabales; Fabaceae
Exons: 3
Coding region: 1-615 (204 amino acids)
Source: RefSeq, a predicted model, not a curated record
AUGGUCCAUGAUGAGAUGAAGAAAGCACAAGGUCGCCAAAAGAGCUAUGCGGAUCACAGGAGAAGACCAUUGGAAUUUGAUGAAGGUGACCAUGUAUUUUUGAAGGUGACUCCGAGGUUGAGACUGAAAGGACCGUUUAAGUCAUGGAAGCUAAGUCCGAGAAACAUAGGGUCAUACCAGAUUAUAGAGAGGAUUGGAGAAGUAGCCUACAUAUUAGCUUUACCACCUUCUCUAUCAGAAAUGCAUGAUAUUUUUCACGUAUCUCAACUCCGGAAGUCCAUUCCAGACUCUCUUCAGCCUAUUCUUCCAAAUUCAAUAGAAGUAGAAGCAGAUCUAACUUUCGAACCUCUACGAAGUCGCAUUUCAGAACGAGAAGUUAAGGUAUUAAGGAAUAAGGAGAUUUCUCUCGUUAAGGUUGAGUGGGAUGAAUCACAUCCGGGUGAUUCUACCUGGGAACUGGAGACAAAAAUGCGAGAAGCUUACCCUCAUCUCUUCCAGUUUUUAGGUGGUGUAGCACCUCUAAUUUCUUGCAAAAAGGGAAGACAUGGCAACAAGGACAAAAGAGCCUCGAGGCAUUAUGCGUUAAUUUAUAGGUAUGGCACUAUAUCAUUGUAG